Molecule: messenger RNA, 2375 nt
Organism: Columba livia (rock pigeon)
Lineage: Eukaryota; Metazoa; Chordata; Aves; Columbiformes; Columbidae
Product: cornifin-A-like
Exons: 2
Coding region: 1110-1847 (245 amino acids)
Source: RefSeq, a predicted model, not a curated record
UCUCUUGGAGAGGCUCCGCGUGAGCUCAUGGAAAUGCCUUCUGCACUGAGCCUGGGGCUGCUGCGAGAGAUUCUUUGCCAGUACUUAAAAAAUGCCUUCAGCAUCCACAGAAAUGCAAACUGGAGCAGUUACAGGGAAAAUGAGUCAAAGCCGAAAUGCCAGAAAGGUGUACACUGCUCCUGACAAAGCCUGAAAUGUUUGGUUCGUGACGUGAACCUUCCGCCGUGACGUCUGCGUUACAGAUUUGCAGCACAUAAAGCAACUUUCAGUGUUGUGCCCGCUCACUCAACUCAGGUGCUGCUCGUUCGGAAGGGAAUUAAUUCAUUUAAACGGGGGAAUACGCAUCCCCCCCACGGCCUGGCACCGGGAUUCCCUGUGUCCCCAUGCGCUGGUGUGCAUAGCGGUGCUGUACUUACAGCUCACCUCUUCCAGUCACCCGUCCUACACACGGGACAACAACAUCUGCCCUUCCCCAUGGCCCUGACGUCACCCGUGAUCCCUCAGCUGUCAGGCUUCUCCGUGCUCUGGAAGGCAAAAAGCGCCAUGUCCAGCAUCACAGACCUUUCCUGACGAACAGGGUACAGCCUGCGGCUUCGUCCACUAAGCCAGCGGAAAACCUCCCAUGUUUUCUCACGGCAAAUUCCAACUUUCCACUAACAAGUCAAAAGCCAAAAAUUUUCCAGAUGGAAGAUCAGGAAAGUAAAAAUAAAAAAAUCCCUAUUGAUCGACCAUGUUUCCAGCGCUGCCGUUCGCACCCCUCUGCUCCAGCACCCUGUUGGGGACCUGGAUGUGGGACUGGGCAUGGGGACUCCUGCACCUCUUUGGGAUUUCCCGCUGCCACUAGAGACUCCUUUGGGGCACAUCACUCAGCAUCACGGUAUUCCAGGUAUCCUUAUCCCGGGACUUCAUCUGACUAACAUUAGGUAACAGCGUACUUGAACAUGACCUUUAGAAGAACCAAUUAGAUAAUGGCCGCUGCAUAUGCAAAGAGCUAAGCUGACAUUGCAUCAAGGGAGAUGCUAAUUGCGGCUGAUUAAUCCAACAGCAAGUGCCAGAAAAAAUACACACACAGAAGUGGCACUCAGAGCUCAGCUAUUAAUUCCCAUGGGAUGCUUCACUGCCAAGGCAGCUUCGCCGCAUAUAAAAGCUUUCAACCACAGCGCUGUCCUCGGGACUCGGACUUCUGCUCAUCCCAUCCAACACCAGUCACCGGGGCUUGGACGUCUCUGCACAGGAUGCAGCACAGCAAAGGCGACAGCGGCCAGGACUCAUGCGGCAGCGGCUCCGUCUGCAGCGAGAAGGGCUGGACAUGGCACGAUUGCCCCAGUAGCUGUCACAAAAGCCCCAUGAGCAGUCCUUGCCACAACCCUGGCAGCCUCAGCCACGACAGCGAGGGGUCCUGCCAGCCCGUGCCACAAGGGUGCCAGCCCGUGCCACAAGGGUGCCAGCCCACCAAGCCGUGCCCACCCCAGAGCUGCUGCCCAUCCCAGCAAAACAAGCCCCGGCGGCGGGUGGAGGUGAGCCACGUGCAGCCCGUCUGCCCCCCACCCAUGAAAAUCCGCCGCCGGCCUCUGCAGCAGUACCGCCCCCCCCACAGCGAGGAGCCGGGAUGCUGCGACAAGCCGUGCAGACGAGUGGAGCAGGAGACCUGCCCACCCAUGGCACCGCAUCCCCCGCCGCUGCAGCAUUGCCGCCCCUGCAUCCCCUGCUGCCGCCCGCCCGUCCGGUGCCGCUGCCGCCCACCCGCCCAGCACCGCUGCCCAGCUCCCAGGCCCCUGCCGCUGCAUCCCAGCCAGCAACAGCAAAAGCAGGUCCCUCUCCUGCCACCCUGCCUGCAGGUGAAGUGAGAAUGGGCCAGCGAGGCGCUGGGGUGUCUCUCCAGCACACGCCUGCACAUCGCUCAGCGCAGGGGAUGCUUCGCUCCUCACCCAAACUGCCGGGGCUCCCACGGCCACUUUCCGCGCGACGCGACGCCCCCACAGCUGACUGCUAGUCGCUGCUCUUUGCACCCCGGAUUCGAGGUCUGCAGUCCCCUGCUUGACCCCAGCACUGACACUUUACAUCCCCUGGGUCUUCCCCUGCCAAGGAACAGGCUUCAAUCAUCCAAAACUCAUCUCCCUCGGGGUAGGCCAGGUGGGUGUCCCCUCUUCCAAGAAGGUGAGCAGCCUGGGGAUGGAUAAGCUGGAUGGAAAGAGCCAGAGCAAGGAUGGACAAACAACUUCUUCCAUGGGUUCAGUGGACUGUGGUUUCCAGGUUGUUCAAAGGACUGUACUGGGAAAAAACGUACAGACUGUGACUGCGGGAGCAUCAAGGGCUCCUACAAUCUUAUUUUCUCCCUGUGUGUUCAAGAAUAAAAUUUGAAAAAGUUUAGCUGA